Schistosoma margrebowiei is the source of this 3391-nucleotide messenger RNA. The record is from the annotation of a GenBank genome assembly. Lineage: Eukaryota; Metazoa; Platyhelminthes; Trematoda; Strigeidida; Schistosomatidae.
GUUUGCUACGCAUUUGAAAUCAUACUUUACUCAUUCUGGGUUCUGAUUUAUGGUUUGCAAAGGCUAGGAUUUGUGCAUUGUUAAUUGAAGUUGCACUAACGUCAUCUCACUUUAAGCUUCUAUUUCCCAGAUCUCUUGUGAAGAGAGAUUUUAACAAUUGUUAGUCGAGUGGACCACCAUUGCCGAGGCUUACGCAUGUUUUCUUAUUUGCAUGAUUAUAACACACCUACAAGUUGUCAGCAAAUUAUUUGAUGACUGAGAGUUACAUGUUUUUAAAGUCAUAGCAAUCGAUCGGCUUUUUUAUCGAUUUACUUUUUAAUCGACAACUGGUCGAAUCUAAUACAUGCUUGACGACUCAGUUGCCGACGUCACUCUUGCUGAUUUCCAGAUAUUAGAGUCACCCUGCGCCAAUGUUCCGUUUGACCGUGGCCCUCAGUUCCAUUUAAAUCUCCAGUGUCGUACAUGUGAAUCAUUUAAAGAAACGUUUGUCUGCUGUGAUUGUGUUAGGAAGGAUUCCAUAUUCUCGAAGAAAUCCGGAAAACUUAGCUUUCCUCAAAAUUCUGAUCGGAUUGUAACAGUCCGUAAAUCUGUUAAUGACUUAAAUAGAAAGAUUAAAGUAUACGAACCCAUACUGUUCAAAUCUGUAUUUCACACUUUUGGUAGAGUUGAAGAGUUGAAUGCUCAGAUUUCUUCUUUGGAACAUACGAUCGAGUUUCUUACUAAAAUGAACGUAGAGAAACGCAAAAAGCUACAACGUGUUCGGCAAGCAAUGACACGAUGUCAUACCGCGUCCCAGCAUCUUCUGAAGCAGCAAGCUAAUUUGGUACGGCAUUUUAUCACAGUUGCACAGAGAAAAAAGUUAUUGGUAGCUGAUCUUGAUAUAGUAAACAGGCAGAUCAAGCACGUACAUGAUACUUAUUUUGAGGAGUUGCUUGGAGUUUAUUUCGUGACCGACCUGUCGACUGAUGGUAUAUCUCCGGAUAGGUUUGUUUGUUCACCUCUACAUAUCGAUAAAGAGAACAUUUUUGCAGGCCCUGAACCCACCCCAUCCAGUCAUACGGCUUUAACAUAUUGCUCAGUAGCAAUAAGGGUUUCAACUAUCUUAUUAGAUGUUUGGUUGCCAGUCUCCAUUCGCCGGAAUUUGCAUUUGGUGGGUUCUUUUUUGUCUGCAUUACCUCAGAGGGAUGAUAUGGGUCGCGUGUAUUUCGCAGUCAUUCAUGCUGUUCACCUGUUAUGCCAAUGUCGAGGGAUUGAUAUAAAACAUGGAUUAGAACAACUUGGGAUAAACGUAAUUCCUGGACGGAACACAUUUUACAAUCCAUUAUUUGGAUUAUAUUGCCUUGGGCAUCUGGUCAGUCACAAUAAUAAGUCUACUAGGUACUUUGACGAAUGUUACAAUAUAAAACUAGAUGGCCUUUUUGGAAAGAUUCCAUCAUUAUCCUUAAUGAGUCAUCCUACAGUUUCAUUUAGUUCACCGUGUUUUGUAGAGAAAGGGGAAGAAGUGGAUGAAAUGUUUGGCUUAUCAAACGAUGAUAGUUUAACUUCAUGUGACAAACAAGUGAAUAAGUUUGCUUUAUGUAGGGCAAGUAGUUCCGACUAUGUUCAGUCAUCCAAUAAACUCGAAGAACACGACUCGUCUGUUGGUUUAGAUUGUUGGGAACUAGUUUCUGUGACCUCACCAGUAGAACCAGAGUCGUGUGAAACUACAGUGACCAAUGCUGGAUUUAUGGUUUCAACGCAAUAUCCUGGUCCACUUUCGACAGUUUGGCGUCUAGCGAAAGGGAUUAUGGGAACUUCAGAACCUAGUGAUUGUGACGAAUAACGUGAAAAAACAGAUCUUGACCAAACUUUGUUCAUUGUUUUUCAAACCACAGUCUUUCAUGAAGCAAACUUGCAAAAUCUUUAGUCUUUCAACAUUUUAAUUUGUAAAAUAAAAUUCAAAAAGAACAACAAAUUUUUCCCCAUUAUUGUAUAUAUGUCAAAAAGUUUUAUUUUGAUUUCUGUUCCUCUUGAAUUAGUCAACUAAGGCGAAGUAUUAGGAGAAAUGAACAGCUUCAUAUACUUGUAAACCUUAGUAUAGAUAUUUGGUUCAUUUGCCCAGUAUAUGUUCAUGUACUCCUGAGUCAUAUUUUGUGGUGAUAACUAGUGAUACUACCCGGCUGCCCAAAUCGGAUUCUUAAUCCACUGGUUGAAGAUACAUGGUACACACAAGUGAGUAAUCAUGGAUUCAUGUAUUCUGUUAGAUCAUCAGGCUUUACUCUAAUAUACAGUAAUAUUUAUAUGCAUAUACGAAAUUAUUAAAUUAAUCAAGGCAGUUGAUGAGUCAGUGAUAGCAGUAGAAUAGAUCACAUAAGUAAAUAGUACAAAUUCAUAGUAUUUGUAUUCAUAAGUGAUAUAACUUGUGACCCGUGCACCGUGCUAAUAUAUAACAACGAUGCCGCCAGUUAGAGAGCAGUGAAUUAUCGGUUGGACCAAUGACGCCUAAAACCCAUACGAGCAGUCUAGAGUAUUAUCGGUCCUGCUUCCUGCCUAGCCCAACCAGUUAAGUCCAGGACACCAAUCUCUGCGGCAUGAAUCAUUUAUUUCAAGUAUACUGGGUUUAUGUACCAAUCAAGCAGACCACAUCGUACCAAUAAGGUAUGAAACAACAUUUGUACAAGAAUUAGCCAAAUGUGGAUGUGAAUGAGGGAGGUAGUAGGUAAUAGACGGCAUAAUUCAAGAAUGGUAAGUCUUAUAAUAAUUCAUAGGCCAAAAUAGAGCUUAUAAUAAGAGGGACAUGAAUAUGAACAGUUUAGUUAUUUAACAAUUAUGAAAAUAUACACAUAGUAUUGGUCCACAAAUGGAUCCCAAAAAGUUACCAUUCAUUAUGCUUAUCGGGACAUAACAAUAAGGACUUUGUAACACCUUUGCCUUAAUAAACGAUCUUGCUAAUUAUUUUUCGCACCUUUUGUUCGUUUAUUUCUCUUCAUUCCAUCCAUAUCAUUUUUUCCAAAUGUACGCUUCAUUGUUCAAUUAUGUGAACACUUAUUACAUAAUCCUAUAAUUUUUAUGAAUGCUAUUUCAGUGUCUAUAUUUCUAAAGUCAUUGAUCUAUUUCCCAUUCAAGCCCUAGUACACCUGUCGUAUCACUAUGAAUUUGUACUCUUUACUUAUAUGAUCUAUUCUACUCUUAUAACUGGCUCGUAAACUGUAUUGAUUAGUUUAAUAAUUUUGUAUAUGCAUAUAAAUAUUACUGUAUAUUAGAGUAAAGCCUCAUGAUCUAACAGAAUACAUGAAUCCAUGAUUACCCACUUGUGUGUACUGUGUAUCUUCAACCGAUGGAUUAAGAGUCCAAUUUGGGCAGUCGGCUAAUAUCAAGCCUAAUGAGGAUCUAAUUGGAAACAAUGUUCGCU